GCCAGCAACAAUUUCAAUGGCUCAAAUUCAUUCUAACAACUUGCCCUUGCAAUCUGUGUAUGCAUCAUCAAGAAUAGAUUUCCUUAUAGAGAAGUUCUGCUUCGUGCCAUUACCUCUAUCAUUUCAACUAUGCCGAAUGUCGGCAGGCCGAGUCGGGCAUGUCAUGCAUGUCGAGAAAGACGCAUAAAGUGCGAUUUCAUUCGUCCUGCGUGUUCGCAGUGCCUGAGAAUAGCCCGGGCGUGCCCAGGUUAUCGCAAUCAACUAGACUUAGUGUUUCGAAUGGAAACUGUUGCUAGCUUUCAAUCAAACGUUAGCAGAGAUCGACGAAAAACGCAUACUAGAGAGAUAAAUAAUACAACCGUCGCGGGGCAGGAGUACAACCCACCAAGGGCUAUUACAGGACCGGCGAGGAGUUGUUCGGAAUUUCGUCUUUUUUCCAACAGUGUCCUCGAAGUUGAUCACUUUCUCUUCUUUCGUACUGUCACGGCCUCAAGUCUAGCGGGGCCAUUUGAUUUUGGCUUCUGGGCUAAGAGUACAUUGCAAGCCUCGCAUGUAUAUCCUGCCUUAUGGCAUGCCACUAUCGCGUUAGGUGCUGUACAUCGUGUGUUCAUGACUGAUAUUGCAUUACCCUACCGUCGAGACUCAGAAAAGCAUCGUAACGUUCGGUUUGCACUCAGACAAUUGAACAAAUCAAUAAAAAGCGUGACAGAUAUGCUGUCUACACGAGUGUUGACCAAACAGGAUAAGAUAGUAGUGUUGACAGUUUGCGUUUUGUUCACUUGUCUGUCUACAUUACAGGGCUAUCAAGAGCAGGCUUUCUUACACAUCAGCAACGGAAUUAACCUUCUUCAUCAGUGGGGAUUCAUGGACUUGAUAAGCCAACGAUAUUCCGAUACUACUAUCAACAUGCUGUUGUUGAUAUUCUUCCAAUUAGACACGCGGAAGCGGCACAUUCGCAGUGGUGUAGAAGUAAAGAAUGAUGAUCAAAAUACCGACAACCUUGUUGGUCUUCCUAACUAUACACCGAAAUCUUUUGCGUCCUGCCUAGAAGCGUAUGUUACGCUUGAAAUGCUGAUUAAUCGCUUGGCGCGGCUCCAUCCUACCAAUCUAAAUUCCGAGUUAGCUGUCGACGAGAAGGACAUCUAUACCCUAACACUUACUGCGUGGGACCAUAAAUUCAGCGAAUACCUUGCUGAAGGCUUAAUAAAGAUUGAAGAGGAUUCUCUUAGGCUCCUUCGCAUGCGACGCUUAUUCGCCGCCGUGCUCUUCCAGAAUUUUGACAAGGACGAACUUGGACACGACGAAUUCUUCCAUCAGUACGAGGGAAUCGUCGGUCUAGCAGCUACCAUACUUGAAGGUACGAAACGACCUACGAGCUCCGAAGAUGGACUACGUACUGCAAAACCAGCACCAGCACAAUUUUCCCUUUCAGUUAUCAUCUCAGAGCCAUUAUUAUACACCGUGAAAUGCUGCCGGGAUCUCACAAUUCGACAUCGGGCUUUGCACCUACUAAAAAUGUACCCACGUCGAGAAAGCAUUAUCGAUGGUAUUGCUGGGAUAAAGUUAUUAGAAGCUUAUAUAGCCUUUGAAGAAAAGUCUUGCCCACGGAGUGGUAGUACGUUAAGUGAAUACGACUACUUAGUUCCAGGGUCUGAUUGCAGUAUUGCUGGAUCGGGGAUAUGCCAAAAACACCGCAUCACAUUUCAGCAGUUCUUAAAACAAUCAGGGCUUGGUGCUUCAGGGGUGGGAAGAUGGAGAACAUAACGUUUUGCUGUCCGUCGAAAGUAAAUAGGGCUAGGCUAAUGGGUUACCAAAUGAGUCUUUGCUCUGCCUUUCCGCACUCUUUGAUUGAAUACGUGUAUUCAAUUUUACUACAUCAAUUGAUGUAAUCAAUCAUCAAUAUCCGCUGGAAAUAUUUUUGCAUUU
This is a messenger RNA of Talaromyces proteolyticus, 1926 nucleotides long. RefSeq lists its product as uncharacterized. Gene Ontology annotation, molecular function: DNA-binding transcription factor activity, RNA polymerase II-specific; zinc ion binding. The record is from RefSeq and is a predicted model, not a curated record. Gene Ontology annotation, biological process: regulation of DNA-templated transcription. Lineage: Eukaryota; Fungi; Ascomycota; Eurotiomycetes; Eurotiales; Trichocomaceae. The transcript is spliced from 2 exons. The coding region runs from base 130 to 1764 and encodes 544 amino acids.